Molecule: messenger RNA, 1910 nt
Organism: Tribolium madens (black flour beetle)
Lineage: Eukaryota; Metazoa; Arthropoda; Insecta; Coleoptera; Tenebrionidae
Product: coagulation factor X-like
Exons: 9
Coding region: 183-1844 (553 amino acids)
Biological process (GO): proteolysis
Molecular function (GO): serine-type endopeptidase activity
Source: RefSeq, a predicted model, not a curated record
ACAUAACAAAAUAAAUGCUCAUGUUUGUAAACAGGUUUGUAAAGAUCAGUCUAAUCGUCUUAUCCGUUCAGUUGCGAGUCCUUUACCGUCGAAACUGUUCGUUACUGCCUUCAAUUGUGUUUAAAACUGAACAAUAACGAAGACAAUUUCAAAGAAAAUCGCCAUAAUUAAGCUCGACGACGAUGUUAAAACUGAUCUCAAUCAUCGCCCUUUUCGUCCACCACGUCCACAGUCAGAACCCUUCACCCUGUCCCGAAAUCUUCUCCUACGAGCCCCCUGGCCAGGAGGAAGACCGCUGGUACGGCGUCAUCUCCCUCCGAACGGACGAAGACCUCGACGGGGUGUGGCUCAAAAUCACCCUUGACCGCCCCGCCGAACUCUUAGGGAACUGGUUCGGCGAAGCUCACUCGAGUGAUAAUCAAGAAUUCACGAUAAGAAAUCCAAGAUAUAAGUUAGAGGCCGGGCCUCCGGUUUCCGUACGUUUCUUUGUAAAAUACAACGCCGCUUCGACAAUUCCUAGUCUCAAAGUCAUAAAAUUGAACGGGAAAACGAUUUGUACGAAUAGUAGGGAAGAUACCGUUUCCACCACCCCACAAUUGCACAUCAGUCAAAUCCGACCUGUGACUAGUAGACCGAGUAGACCGAAUAAUAGACCGGCGAGUAGUAAUGAAGGGGCGUUUUUAAACACGAAACCUAGUAGUUCAGGAAGCCAUGGGGGGUCCUCGCAAGAAAGACCAGACAGCUACGACAAUCACCAGACGAAUAAUUACAAUUCUCAAAGCACCACCACCAGUAACUACAACAACAACAACAACAACAGACGUCCCGGGAGCCAAUCGAACUCAAUCAGCAGUAACAAUCACCGCGAGCACGAAUCGUCGAUUAACUCAGGUAGGAAUUCCAACGGCUUAUCAGCCGCCGAGGAAACGACCCACUCUGACUUCUUCCCAGGUGACUUCGCGGUCCACCGUCCGAGUCAAGCUCGCCCCCCUUCGAAACCGUCCACAGUGAGCAAAAGGAACGUCGGAUGUGGAACAAUCGCUAUGAAAGCAAGUCCUUUAAUUUCAUACGGCCAAAACACAACUCAAGGACAGUGGCCAUGGCACGCCGCAUUGUACCACAUCCAGGGGGCACAAUUGCUGUACACAUGUGGGGGCACUCUCAUCUCCGAAAAUCACGUCUUAACAGCUGCACAUUGCGUCGCGAAGCCCCAAACCAACCGACCGAUCGAAACCAAAGACCUUUCAGUUUAUUUAGGGAAAUAUCAUUUGAAAAAAUUCGGCGAUGGAACGCAAGAUAGAGAUGUGACAGACAUUUUCAUACAUCCACACUACAAUUACAGCGUUUAUUUUAAUGAUAUUGCAGUGCUGAAGCUGAAAACGCCGGCUGAUGUCACGAAUUAUGUCCGACCUUGCUGUUUGUGGGAAGAUGGGACUGAUAUUGAAUACGUCCUCAACAAAUUAGGGACGGUAGUUGGCUGGGGCUUUGACGAAAAGCGCCAAAUCUCCGAUACUUUGAUGCAGGCCCAAAUGCCGGUCGUUUCCACCGUCAGUUGUAUUUAUUCCAAUCGCGAGUUUUUCUCACAGUUCACUUUCGAAAAGACCUAUUGUGCCGGUUUCCGUAACGAGGAUUCAGGUACAACUGUCUGCAACGGCGACUCCGGAGGUGGUAUGGUGUUCCCCAAAUCCGGGACGAGUGGUCACAAUACCGUGUGGCAGAUCCGGGGAAUUGUCUCAGUUGGAGUGGCUCUUCAAGGACAGGGAGUUUGUGAUCCACGACAUUAUAUCGUCUUUACGGACGUUGCCAAACAUCUAGACUGGAUUAAACAAGUCAUGAGGGAAUAAAAAUACCAUCUUUUUGUUGUAAUACUCAUAUUGUGAUAUAUUGUCUAAAUAAACUACUUUUUAUAA